Messenger RNA from Oncorhynchus gorbuscha (pink salmon), 965 nucleotides. Its product is annotated as E3 ubiquitin-protein ligase rnf152-B-like. NCBI's taxonomy places the organism in Eukaryota, Metazoa, Chordata, Actinopteri, Salmoniformes, Salmonidae. Gene Ontology annotation, molecular function: ubiquitin protein ligase activity; metal ion binding. Bases 330 to 824 code for a protein of 164 amino acids. The record is from RefSeq and is a predicted model, not a curated record. The transcript is spliced from 3 exons.
AUUGUUUUGACUGAACAGGAGAUCGAGGGUGUGUGUUUAACUUAGUCAAAACAAGCAGGCUACUACAAGAAUCACAGCACCAAAACAAGGAACAUAUGUUCUGUAGGACUGGCAUCACAAAGUACGGGUUGAUGGAGCCAGACUUGGAUUAAACUAAGUACUGUGACACAACAUCUGUAAAGAAGAGAGGAGGAGAGACGUCAAGAGCAGAAACAUCUGUAAAUCUCUAAGAGUUCCCUAAUCUGCAUAUUCAUACCACGGGAACCACAGACUGUUUGUGGUUUGACAUCUUGUGACUGUCAUUGACACAACAGACCAAACUCAUCAUAAUGGAAUCUCUCUCACAACAAGAGUCCAUUCUAGAUUGUCAGAUCUCACAACAAGACUCCAUGUUAGAAUGUCAGAUCUGUUUCAACUAUUACAGUUUGUGGCGUAGGCCCAAGCUCCUGGACUGCCAGCACACCUGCUGCUCAGUGUGCUUGACCCAGAUGAGGAUGAGCCAGAGUGAGCUGCGCUGCCCCUGGUGUCGCUGUGUCACCACUUUGCCCCCAGGGGUCUCUGUCUCCCAACUCCUAGAUGACCCGGACACUAUGGCCAUCAUCUCUGUCCCAUACACACCUGUCUUCAUGCGGCUGCCGUGUAACACCUACCUUCCAGUAGAACACCAUGAGAGGGCUACAGGGAUGGAGGAGGAACAUGGAAUGAGGGAAGGGGAGGAAGGUUUCCCAGCUGACCUCUAUCAAGACACCCAUGUCAACUGGAUUCCCACUGUGAAGAGGAGCAACAUCAGUUUCUCCUUCAUCUUGAUCAUGUUCCAAAUAUGAAAGGAGUGUCGUGGAAAUGUCCUCUAUUUACCAAAUCAUGAGCGCAAACCACAACACAAGUCAGAGUUAGUUAUCAAAGUCCAUCUUUAAUUAUAUGAGCUCUAUCACACCCCUGUGACUCUCAGAUCAAUUCAGUGUCUA